AGGGCGCCAUGGACCGGAGGAAGAAGCCGCUGGACGUGGCCGCCUCCUCGCUGGUAGAUCUUAAAGCAGAACUCUUCCGAAAGCAAGAAGAAUUCAAGAAAGAAAAGCUAUUGAAAGAUGCUGGCAUCUUUGCAAAGCCCAAAACUUCUAAUAAGAAACCAAGCAUCUGGAACAAACAAAACACAGGAGUUGCAAAUCGAGCCGAGAAAGAUGUUGAGCAGAAGACAGAAGAGGAGGAUAUAUUAGAUAAAUCAAGGAAGAAACUAGAAGAGAAAGCAAAGCUGUAUGAGAAAAUGACAAAAGGCGACUUUCCAGAUGAAGAAACUGAGGAUUUGUACCUAGUGGAUUUCACUCAGAAGAUCAUAGACAAACAGCACGAAGUGCAGGAACUGUAUCAGAGCGAAGCUGCUAGAAAGACUUUAGAAAAAGAGACAGAUGAUGAGGAAACUCAACCUGAAAUGGAAAUACCACCACCCGAGGACCCAGACGAAGAAUGGGUUGAUUAUGUGGACUUCUUGGGCCGAUCUAGACGUUGUAUGAAGAAGGAUUUGCCAAGUCUACUUAAAAUGGAUCAGGAACUUCAAGGGAAAAGACAAGGUCCUGAUGGGAAUACUCUGUUAUCUGAAGACAUGAGAAGAGAACUUCAGAGGCAGCAGUGGGAAAAAGAAGAAGAAGAAGCCCUCAGAAAACCCAUGGGACCCAUACAUUAUGAGGAUAUUCGAGAAAAUGAGGCCAGACAGCUUGGUGUUGGUUACUUUGCCUUUUCUCGUGACAAAGAACUUAGGAAUAAACAACGGGCAACACUGGAUAUGCUAAGAGAGCAGACACUUGAUCAGAGAACUAAACGUGAGCAGUUAAAAGAAAAAAGGAAGGCAGCUCUAGAUGCAAGGCUGUCUAAACUUCGAGCACGGAAGAUUAAGAAGUUAAGGGAAGCUGGAUUGGAGGAAGAGGCAGAAAAAUUGGAGAAGGGAGAGUUGAAAGGUGUUACUGAUGAACCGGAAGCUCCGAGAGUUACUGCAGCAAGCAGAAAGGUAGAGGUUGUCAUCCAGGAGAGAAGAGAUACAAAGCCUGGUGUGCCUUAUGUCCGAGAGUGGGAUAAAGGCAAAGAAUUGAUGUUUGGACAAUGGUCGAAGAAACAGGAAGAACUCAGAGAUGAGCGAGAUCCAGAAUUUGCGCCACCUUCUGAUUACUUUAUGGGACAAAAGAAAGACGAUAAUUACAGAAGUCAGAAUUUGAACAGUCCUGAAACCUCCUCUGAAAAACUGGAAACAGAGACAGCACAAAACCAACAGAUGCCAUCAGUGCCGGCCAACGGCAGCAGCACUGAAGAUAUGCCACCAUCAGUGCAGGCUUACAACAACACUGUUCAAGAUGAGUCAGCAUCAACAGAGGCCUGUGUUGAUGCUCAAGAUGUGUCAUCAUCAGCGGAGGAUGACAGCAGCGAUGAUGAGGAUAUGCUGCCAUCAGCACAGGCUUACGGCUAUGGUGCUCGAGGUGUGCCGCCGUCGAUGCAGGCUUACGGCUAUGGCACUCAAGAUGUGCUGUCAUCAAUGCAGGCUUACGGCUAUAGCACUCAUGAUAUGCCAUUUCCAAUGCAGGCUUAUGGCUACGGCGCUCAAGGUGUGCUGCCACCAAUGCACGCUUAUGGCUACAGCACUCAUGAUAUGCCAUUUUCAAUGCACGCUUAUGGCUACGGCGCCCAAGAAGUGCCGCCAGCAAUGCAGGCCUGUGGCUGCAGCGCCCAAGAAGUGCCGCCAGCAAUGCAGGCCUGUGGCUGCAACCAAGAAGUGCCGCCAGCAAUGCAGGCCUGUGGCUGCAGCACCCAAGGUGUGCCGCCAUCAGUGCAGGCCUGUGGCUGCAGCGCUCAAGAUGUGGCGCCUUCAGCGCAGACUGACAGCAGUGACACUCAAAAUCAGACACCACUUUACCAAAGUUUAGAUGAUAUGCUGUCUUAUUACAGACAAGUGACUUGAACUGAGCAAAAAGAUAAGGAAGAAUCGUGAUGUAAAAAACUGAAAUAGAAUUAUCUUCUCGGCAAGAAUAUCAUUUUCCCACAUCUGGGAAAAAUAAGUUUCUGUAAGUAGAUCAAAAUAAAUCUUCUGGAGACCCAAGCUAUUUUACAUCACAGCUGCACUUUUGCCCUGUUGGGGUUUCCCCCCCGCCCCCUUUAUUAAAAUU
This is a messenger RNA of Gymnogyps californianus (California condor), 2178 nucleotides long. It is a transcript of the gene CCDC174, whose product is annotated as coiled-coil domain containing 174. Lineage: Eukaryota; Metazoa; Chordata; Aves; Accipitriformes; Cathartidae. Gene Ontology annotation, cellular component: nucleus. The record is from RefSeq and is a predicted model, not a curated record.